Messenger RNA from Esox lucius (northern pike), 2915 nucleotides. RefSeq names its product ankyrin repeat and EF-hand domain-containing protein 1. The record is from RefSeq and is a predicted model, not a curated record. Lineage: Eukaryota; Metazoa; Chordata; Actinopteri; Esociformes; Esocidae. Gene Ontology annotation, molecular function: protein binding. Bases 90 to 2456 code for a protein of 788 amino acids. The transcript has 12 exons.
ACAUGUUCGUUAAACAAUGAUCAACAGAGUGUCGCAAGUGCUAUGCAGAAUGGCAUAUAUUUUAAUCUCUCUAGUCUAGAGGCACGCAAAUGUACUCGGCAUCAGCCAUGACCUCUGCUCGAGAUGUGAGUGUGCGCAGCGUGGUGGCUGAGGCUCGCCUGGAGGUGCUUCAGGUUUACCGGCUGCUGCACUGCGUCCGUGAGGGCGACACGGCCCAGAUAGAGAAGUUGGUGCGUCUGGGCGUGCCCGACCUCAUCAACCUGACCGAGCCCAGCCAGGGAAACAGUGCCAUGCACCUAGCCUGUGUGGCCAACGACAUCGACAUGGUGCGUUUCUUGCUCUCCCAGCGUGCCCACCCGAAUGUCCAGGACAAGGGGGGCCGCACACCAGCCAUGCUGGCAGCUCUGCUGGGCCAUGAUGAUAUUGUCGAUCUGCUGGCCAAGAACCACGCCAACAUGAGCGUGGUUGACAAUGAGGGCAAAGGUGUCCUGUUCUACUGUGUCUCCCCCACCAAACGGCACAUGCGCUGUCUGGAGGUGGCGCUCGACGCCAAGGCCGAUGUCAACAACGUAUCUACGGCCGGAAAACAUGUCUUCCAGCUGGCUUGCGAGCGUGCCUCUGACUGUGAGAGCAUGUGUGCCAGCAUCCUGGAGAGAGGAACCAACCCCAAUGCCACUGAUCAGUCAUCUGGUCGUUCGGCCCUGAUGGAGGCAACCCGAGCAGGGGCGUUGGAGCUGGUCAGAGCCAUCCUUCAAAGGGGCGGGAACCCCAAUGCCAUGGACAAGAAGAGGAUGACCGCUGUCCACCACGCUGCAGAGCGGGGGUUCUUUGAGGUGAUAGUGGUCCUGUCUGCAUACUUGGCAGACCUGGGCGUGACCACAAUGGACGGGAACACCCCUUUGCACUUGGCAGCAGCUGGAGGCUUCACUGAAUGCUGCAGGUUCCUGGCUCAGAGAGGCUGCAAAACUAAGCUAAAGAACAUGGACGGCUUGAUCCCCAGUCAGGUUGCCAAGAACAAGAAUCAUAACCCAGCCAUGAAGGAGCUGAAGAAGGCUGAACGGUUGGAAGGGAAAUUUUCAAAGCCAGGCGCCAUCAACCCCAACGAGCUGUGGGCGCUCAGGCUGCACGACUGGUCCUGCGAGCAUGAGACAGCCCUCCGAACCACCAUGGGGGUCCCUGAGGGGGCAGUGGGGCCCUUGGAGAAGGUUUCCCGGGAGAGGUUUGUGACAGCGUUGCAGGAGCACCAGGCACCGGUGGAUGAGGAGAACCUCCAGAAGGUGAUCAUUGAGCAUGACAAAAAGCAUGAAGGGUUGAUCCGUGUGACCGAUUUCUUCAAGGGGUGUGCUACAUCCAGAAAGCGUUCGCGCUCCCCCUCCUACGAGCCCAAGAAGAAGAAACCCGUGAACGUGGGCAAGGGGAAAAAGGGAAGCAGGUUUGCACUCCCUAUGCCCAUCUGCACUGUCCCCACAGAGCUCAUGUGCCGGCGUGAGGAUGGAGGGCCGCCCCACUUCAUGGUGGAGAGCUACCAGCAGUUCACCGACACCAAGCGGUUUGACCGUGACCAGCGGCCGGGCCACCCCAUUGAGGACGACUCGGUGUGGUACGUGGACGAGCCGGAGAAGGUGUAUGUCAACAUCAGCUAUUGCGUGAAGACCGGCGACCUGGAGUCUCUGAGUUUAGCCUUCAUUCAGGGGGUCCCUGUGGACGUGAAGGACUGCUACUACAAGACACCCUUGAUGACAGCCUGUGGGAGUGGGAACUAUGAUGUGGCCGAGUUCCUCGUUGGGCUAGGUGCUGAUGUGAAUGCGUGCGAUCAGUUCAGCUGGACUCCGCUGCACCACGCAUCCCAUGGCGGUCAGCUGGACAUCUUGGACCUCCUGGUGUGUUCUGGGUCAGUUGUUGAUGCGGUUGCGAUGAACGGGGCCACGCCCCUUAUGAGGGCCAUCGAGAGCUGCCGACCGUGCUGCGUGGACUACCUCAUCAAGGCCGGGGCCAGCGUGGAGGCUGAGAACAAGAACGGGCAGAACUGCCUUGACAUCACCAGAGCAUAUGGAGACAUCAGGAUCAGUGGUCUGGUCCAGGCCAAGUUUGACAGCCUUCCCAAAUCCAAGGAGGGAAAAGAAGUCGACAAACUUGCUGCCAAACCCGAGCCGACCCCUCCAGCCACUCCAAAGUCAGACUCUCUGUUUGUGACCUCAUCCGAGAUACAAGUUAGGAAGGUUUCGCUAAAGGACAAUAUCAUCUACUUCAACACCCAGAUCACAAGCAGAGCCACCAAUCGCCUCGACAUCAGCUUCACCCCAAAAACAGUGUGGGGUAAGCAGAUAACCAGUAACCAACUGAUUGAGAGGAAGGAGAGCAGGGCCCGUCUGUCACCUUUCAACCAGAACAUCCUGCGGAAGGCCCUGGAGGCGGGAGAGCUCGGGGACUCACGCAGACAGAAGUUGGACCCUUAGUCCAAACAUAUUGAACAUAAUUUAAACAGCGUACCAGAAACAUGCCGUAUCUGUCAAUGUAGUGCAUUAUUGUAUUCACAGUAGGGUGUCAUGUUAGAAGCAUGCAUAGAGAGGGACAGUGAGCGAGAGAGAGAGAGAGAGAGAGAGAGAGAGAGUGAAAUAAACCGACAAAUCAGACUUAUUGGCUGCAGACAUGCCACGCAGUGUUUUGUAAAUCUAGCGCGCCGUGAUGUUAUGGAGGCUGUAAUGUACCAUUGGUACUUAUUGGUGGAUGUUCUCAGGUGUUGAUACCGCACAUGGUAAAUCCGUGUUUUGCAUCACUGCGUGUUUUAUUCAGAUGUUCAGUGGAUGAAAAUGUACACUGUGCAAACAUAUAAGCGUAACAUGUAAAGAAUUGGUCCAAUAUAUCAUGAGCUUGAAUAAAAGGUCCCUGGCAUUUUCUAUGCACAAGUAUUUGAU